UGCUUGUGCCUCCGGUCAUGGAUCCGUUAGAGCAGUCCCGGGUUUUCCUGGAUCGGUUCAAAACAAACGUCAAUCCAGCCGACCCACUUCCCAUUUGGGUACCGAUUUACAAUCUGAAAUACGAUGAAAUUGAGCCCGCCAUCAUCGAUUGGAUCCGGACGUAUUUGGAUCAGUUCGGAUGCCCCCAGUGCAUCUUGACGCCAAUCGUACGCAAAGUUGUGGACGAGGUGCUGAGCAUUUGCAAAGAAAAUCCGAAAUCUUGCGGCUUCAGUGGUCAGGAAUAUAAAACACUUCAGCUGACCCAAGAAGUGAUUGCCCGCGUAAAUAAAGUCUGCACCGAACUAUUGGACAACGAGAAGCUGAACAAUUUGCUCGCCCAGCUGGACGACCGCAAUGGCAUGGCUGGGCAGGAUCAGCCCGAUUCGGCAUCGAGCGGGACCAGUGUUGCGAGAAAGAUUCAUUUUUCGCGCGGCCUGAAACAUAAGCGACGCUCGAUGGAGGACCGGCACGUUUGUUUGCCCGAUUUCGACAAACUGUUCUGCACGAAGGACACGGAACCGACCGCUUUUUACGGUGUGUACGAUGGGCACGGUGGGCAGGAGGCGGCAAGCUUUGCUGCCUCCCAUCUGCACUAUUACAUUGGGCAGAGUGAACACUAUCCGCACGAUAUGGAGCAAGCCUUCCGGGAUGCGUUUCAAAAGACUGACACACUGUUUCUGGAAAAGUGUGAGAACCAUCAUCUUAAAAGUGGUUCUACAGCCGUGGCCUGUGUGCAUCACAUCAGUUCUCGACGUAUUGAUUUAGCUUGGGCUGGCGAUUCACAAGCGAUACUGGUGAAACGUAAUCCUGGGGAAGGACUUUUCAAGCGGCUUGUCCAUCCUACUCACGUUGCAUCCGAUGCGAGUGAACGCGAUCGGAUUCAUGCAGAAGGCGGAUUCGUUAUUCCUUGGAAUGGGCAGUAUCGAGUCGGUGGACAACUGGCAAUUACUCGAGCUAUUGGCAACCGAUACUUCAAACCGUUCGUUACGGCAAAUCCAGCGGUUUCGUUGAAUCAAUGCACGGAUGACGAUCUACUACUCAUACUAGCUAGCGAUGGUUUAUGGGAAGGAUGCAACGAAUACUACACGUCCAUGUUUGUGCUGUACGCGAUUCGAAAGUUUCCAGAUGAUCCACAGAAAGUAACGGAUUGUUUAAUAACAUUUGCCAAGGAGAAAACUCGAGAUAAUAUCACGGUGAUAAUAGUUUUCCUAAAGGAUCCGCAGACCAUCAUCAAGGAAACACCAUUUAUCGAAGAAAUAGAAGCUCGGGCAAGACUACGAUCCGGCCAAAACAUGGAGAUUAACGGAGCCGCCAGUAACGGCUAUCUGGGAGAGAACAACUCAAUGGGCAUGGAAGAUCAUAAAACUUUCGACGACAUUCAGAACUUCAUGACGGAAAGUGUUAUGCUGGAACCAAAGUCUGCCGCCACGCAAUUCGUCGGUCCGAUGGAUGAUAUGGGCUUUCUGUCGGAUGGUGGCUUCGGACCAGAGACGGACGUUGACGGAGUGCACGACAGCAAACAGCAAUCACCUAGUCCACUGUUAGAGGAGCCAGUGAAGCAUUCGGAGCUUGACAAUGGUGACAUCGAACAUGACAUCGUCAACGUAGAAAGUGUUGAACAGCAUACGAUGAACCAUCACAAUCCUUUUGCGCAAUCGUUAAAUGCACCGCUCGAUCUGCCUAGCAAUACUCUGCCCAUCGUACCAGGUACUAAUGAGUUUGACGAGGAAGACCCCACAUCACCAUCGAGCGUCAGCGUGGCCGAUCCGGUCGAUCUGUUGUCCGAGGAUCAUCAAGCGGGCGAUGCAGUUCCGCACGUGAACGGUAACGGUGAGCAUCAUUACGAUGAGCCAAAUGAAACCGAGGACGAAGAACUGCAGGAGGGUGGUGCAAUAAUGGAACACGAAGGUGCAGAAAUCGUACCCACCUUGAAGGCAGAGCUGAAUGCAGAUGAAAUAGUUCCUCUCAAAUCGAUUGACGAACCGAUCGUUAAUGAGCUGCUGGGUGGUGAUUCAAUCGUCGAUAAUAAGCUGAUCGAUCAGCUCGAUUCGUUCGGCAUUCCGGAGGCAAUUCGACGGCAGCUGAUCGAACAGCAGGUUAGCGGGGCAGCAAUGCUGCAUGAGCAGGAGGAAGAUGACGACGAGGGUCAGCUCAUAGCGGAGGAAAAGCAUUCUGAGUUCGACGGUACCGACGAUGGUGCUGAGAAGGAGGACCUGCAUCAUGAAAAAGUUUUCGACAGUGAUUAUGGUGCUGAUCAUCAUAGUGCAGACGUCAAACAGGAUGAUGAUGCCGGUUGCUGCGAAGAUUCAGAAGAAGACGAAUGGGACUACGUGAAGGUGAACAACCAACAGCAGGAGGAACAACAGCAAGAAUCGCAACCAGCGCAUGAAAAACAGCCGGAAAGUACUCCCUCGGAAGACAUUACCCGUACGGUUGAGUACAGCAGCAACAGUUUCGCACCCGACGACCAGCUACAGCAGGAGAACGGCGACGUACAGCAGCAACAGCGGGAGCCAGAACUAGAACAACACUUCGAACAACGUGCGGAGGAGGAGCAGUUCGAGCAGGAGGAAGUGGUAGACCAAGCGCUGCCGUCGCGCGAGGAAGAGGAUCGUGAAGAGGAAGAGGAACAGGAGGUGCAGGCAGAAUAUCACGAAGAAACGAAGGCGGCUGUGCCGAAUGUCAGUGAAUCGGUGGUGACGGCAGAUAUUCUUGGCGACAACACGGAAUCGACCGUGUCGGAGGAGUGUACGAAAGAAGUUGAUGAUGUCAUCAGUGCUGCUGAAACAGAAACCAAGGAAGUUGUCAAUUUGCUGAACGACGAAUUUAGAGAGGACGUUCCACCGCCAACUACGACGGACGCUUUGUUUGAAACCAACUGCAUAAACGAAGAAAACACCGAACCAACACCCUUCGUGCCCAGUGAUUGUGUAAACAUGGAGGCUAGCAUGUACGGUGGUUCAAUUUCCGACCAACCUCUAUCGCCGAAUACGCCAGUAUCGCCGGUAGAGAACUUCCCGGUGCAACAGCAGCAGCAGCCGCAAUAUUCCGACGAAAAGGAUAUGUUCGGUUCGAGCAUGGACGAAACUAUGAGUCCGACUGGCGAGGGAGAGGAACUGAAGGAAAAGCAUCUGUAUGAAACCGAAGAAAAGCUGAUGAAUUUGCAACAUCAGGAGGAGGAAAGCAGUGCUGGAGCUGCCGGAGAUUACGGUUCACAGUUGAAUCCGGACGCGAAAGAAUUUGUCCCGGUAGCAGGAUCGGCGACCGGUGAGAUGAAUGCCAAGCUGCACGAAAACAUUAAGCUGCGCGAUGACGCAAUCGUGGCACAAAGUCCCCGCAAGGGUACAAUGUCGUCGAUGGAGGAUCUCGACGUACCGGCCGAAACAGUGUUCCAGACGGAGAUGGAUAAGAGACCGCACGAGUUUGAGGAGUUCGAGGGAGGCAAUGGUACCGAUGACAGUGCCGGAGACAAUCGCCUGCGAUCCCCCCUGGCUGUGCAUCCGUUCGAUCUGAGCCGAUUCAAUGAAGAAACUGUAGUGGAGCAAGAGCUGAAAGAUUCAAAUGUUACCGCAGAAAUAACCAAUGGCGGUGACUACAUUGUUCCGAACAGCACUGGUGAUUUGUUGCAGACGGCGAAUAUAAAUGGUGGACUGUACGGAACAGAUGAAAUGGAAUUGCUUAAUAAGGUGCAGGAACUACCAACCGAUGACGAACCAACAAUUGAAAGGGCCGCCGAAUCAACCAACACCUUCGCCGAGUUCGAUCCUGUGGGUGAAACAGUCGGUAGCGCCAAGGAGGAAUUGUAUGUGGAGCAAAAGGAAACGGUAGAUGUUUCACCCACUGCUUCGGAGUUGAUUGCGGAAACAAUGGAUCGUAUGGCUGGCGAAGAAAUGCAACUAGAUGAAGGAUACAUGAACCAGCUUCCGUCGGAUCAAAUCCCGAAAAGCAUGGUCUCGGACAUAUCGCAAAGCCCGGAGUUUAAGAUGCUGCAGUCGUCUAUUGAGCAGUUUACUUUGGGUAAAACUGUGGAAAGUGAGGUCGUCGAAGAUCAAGAAAUGGAAGCAACAAACUUCCAGAAGGAAUCAUCUGCACUGGAAGCAUCCGUUUACGAACCGGAACCAGCACUAAUUUCUACCCAAGAUCCGCCCGCUCAACAGCUGACAAGCAACGAACAAAUUCUCCAAGCUUCGCAAGGUUUUGCUGACCUGAUGGGCGUAUCGGAACCGGUAAGCGAACCACAGGAACCUUUACCUCAAGAGAAGCCAGUUGCCGAGGUUGCGGAAAAACAGCAAAGUGAUGAGAAGCUGGUUGAGGAAACGAAGGUAGCGGAAGUGGAAGCAGCAUCGAGUGAUGUUGCUGCUACUGUUGUUGCGGCUGCUGCCACGGUGGCAGUAGCAGCAGCGGCGGCCACAGCAGCAGUUACCGCAGCCAGUAAGCCCAGUAGUAAGCCAAAGGCAUCGACGACGGCUCCUGCAACGAAGAAACCAGCAUCCAGUGUAUCGGCAAAACCAUCCACCGCCGCGUCCAAAGACAGUAGUACCAAGAGUGUUGCUCCUCGUGUUGGCAGCAGCAGCAGCAGUACAUCUGGAGCGGCACGCAAACCGCCUGCAGCACCGACUGAAGCUAAGAAAGCUCCAACCGCUCCAAAAACGAGCGUCACAAUGAACGGUGUUAAGGAACGGCCUGCCAGUGCUACUUCCACGAAACCAUCGAUGGCAGCAAAGAAAUCGACCACAGAUGCAGCCAAGACGGCCACAUCUAAGACUACUUCUGCGCCUUCCUCAGCAGCAGCCGCCCGAACAAAGGUGGCCUCUACCACCACCACAACGAAAUCGGCCAGUGCAAGUUCAGCUACUAGAACUGCCGCAUCCAAAUCGGUUACAUCUAGCACCACCGCCAGUGCCGCUGCAGCAGGUAAAACAAGCUCGUCCCGGCUGUCGACCACCACAACAACGCGCACAGUCACCUCGCGACCCUCGAGCGCCGUAUCGAGUGCCUCAGUUCCUUCGAAAACAUCCGCUACCACAACGAUCACGGCAAAGAGAACCGCAGCCACAGCAAAGAGUUCACUAACCAACGGAACUACAACGACUGAUGGAGCGUCAACCGCCAAGUCCACCACCAGGACGACCACUACUACCACAAGCAGCACAGUUCCACGGACGGCAGGAACCACCAGAACAACAACGGUCACCAAAACGGCUACCACAACGGCGGCCACCAAGAAACCGCUGGACGUUAAAACUACAGCGACGAAGACAUCGCUAACGGCCACCGGUGGUAAAACGACAACCACGCGCACCUCAUUGGCUCCCAAAGCCACUGCAACUUCACCGUCCGUUCGGAAAGUGCAACCGAAUGGUGUAGCAGCGGCAAAGAAAUCUGCCGUUUCGCCGGUUGGUAUAAAGAAGCCGCCAACAUCAACAGUCUCGAAGUCACCGGUGGCAAAGACGGCUCCUUCAGAAGCAUCGACAACGACGGCGACGGUCGCCGAAACGAACGGUACUGUCAAUAAUGAUACGGUGGAUGUGGCACCAGCUGUAUCAGCACCAGAACCGCAGCAACCCGCUGACCAAUUGCUCGUACCCGUACCGCAAGCAAUGUGA
This is a messenger RNA of Anopheles maculipalpis, 5645 nucleotides long. Its product is annotated as serine-rich adhesin for platelets-like. NCBI's taxonomy places the organism in Eukaryota, Metazoa, Arthropoda, Insecta, Diptera, Culicidae. Gene Ontology annotation, molecular function: cation binding; promoter-specific chromatin binding. Gene Ontology annotation, cellular component: PRC1 complex. Gene Ontology annotation, biological process: negative regulation of transcription by RNA polymerase II. The transcript is spliced from 12 exons. The record is from RefSeq and is a predicted model, not a curated record. Bases 18 to 5645 code for a protein of 1875 amino acids.